Messenger RNA from Macrosteles quadrilineatus (aster leafhopper), 1517 nucleotides. RefSeq lists its product as uncharacterized. Lineage: Eukaryota; Metazoa; Arthropoda; Insecta; Hemiptera; Cicadellidae. The record is from RefSeq and is a predicted model, not a curated record. Gene Ontology annotation, molecular function: protein binding. The transcript is spliced from 4 exons. Bases 117 to 1517 code for a protein of 466 amino acids.
AAGGAGGUAGGGAAGUGAAACAUGAAUUUGAUUCAAUGUUGAUGCUCAAAAAUAUUCCCAAUACAGGUAGCUAGCAAGUAAAGAGCACCAGAGAGACUUGACCUGAUUAAUUAGAGAUGGAGUAUAUUUAUUGUGAUUUAGCCAUUGAAGUGGCAAAAUACCUCACACCAAAGGAUAUAUCUACAUGCUGUAGAGUUUCACUCCACUGGCGAGAAGUUUUUGGCAGUAAUGAGGUUUGGCAGCGUCUGUGCGACUCUGAGAUAGAGGAGUACCUGAGGACAACUCCGUGUGUAGUGGAGCCAAUAUUUCAACUCCCUCAACAUAAUGGCACUUCACUACCUCCUCUGAGUCAAUGGAAAGCCGCCUUUCUACGAGAACAACACUUGUGGACAAACUGGCAAAACCGGAACUUCAAAACUGUGGAAUAUGAUUUGGGAAAUGAGAAGAAUUCUACAGAGAAAUUUGUAACAAAUGAUUUGAUAAUGAGGUUUCUUCCCAAUUCAGUGGAACUGUGGGACGUAAGAGCGGAUCGUCCAGUUCUAAAGGACACAAUAUCAUUCGGAAAAACAAGAUGGUACACUCCUACGGUUUUAGAGAACGGGUUUGUUACCCUCAAGGGCUAUUACAAUGAUAAUGGUAAUGAUCACUAUUUUACAGAAAUUUUCAAGGUUAAUCAAAAUGAACGCUCUGUAACCCUAAAAUGGUAUAUUGAACGAAAUGGCAAAGAAUUGUCUCUCAGACCGGGGUGCAGCGAGGAAUCAGUUAAGAACAGAUUUUGUUCCGUAAAAGAAUUGAAUAUAGUUAUUACUCCAGGGGGGAAGUGCAUCGGAUACCUCAGCUACCCCUCCUCCAAUCCCUCGUACCCUGGUGGUAUCAUGCACUCAUUUUGUGUGUGGGAUUUAGAAAAUGGAGUAGAACUCAGAAAAGAAUCCCUAUUCCUACCAGAUUGUUAUUUGAUAAUUGAAGGAUGUAAAUCUAGUUCAAAUCAAUGUGAAGAUGUGGUAGUCAUUUUACCUUACCCAUUUAGCACCCCUGAUAGAUCAGGGCUUGCUUUUGGUACUUUAGAAUUUCAAGUUUAUAAUGUAAAUAAUCUUAAAUUCUUUCCGUUUAAGAAAAGGUGUACUUAUAUUGAUCAGGUUUCAGAAUCAGAAUAUGAAUCAGAUUAUGAAUCAGAAUAUGAAUCAGAAUAUGAACCAGAUUCAGAAAAAAAAUGUAGGGAAGAUCGAACUUUUUGGGUUAUAACUGAUGGGUUUUUGGCCCUUUCGGACUGUGGCCGUGAAGGCCGUGAAGCCAAAGAGUUCAUAAGAAUUUUCAACUACCAAACUGGUCACGAGCUGUACAAGACCAAGGGUCGAACCCUGGACUACACCAUACUCCACUGGCAAUACAUCGCUUGCCACUUCACCAAGUGCGACAGUUUGCAGCCUAUCAGAGAGGUAGCUGCUGAACCAAGCGAGCGAGGUGCCACGCACCCCGACAAGCUCAAGUUUACCCAACAACCUACUUCUGUCCACUGA